CCAUCUGCUGUAAAUGCACAUCUAUAUCCGAUAUUGGAGUCUCCUCGGAAGUUCUUAGGAAUGAUAAAAGGCCACCUACAAAGCUUCGACUCCAUCAUAUACCCUCUCAAUCGGCUUGCGGACUCGUAGAACCUACCUUCAACUAGAAUGACUUCACCCACAGUUUCAACCUUCAUUGGCUCUGUGGUACUGCAGCCCAUCAUCGUGGCGAUUAGCAGUCUGGUGCUGUCAUCCCUCCUAUCCUAUGAGAUUGCUGGGCGGCUUGACUGGAGGCCGAUCACCGUAUGCGUGACAUGCGACAUUCUUGCUGUCGGUGUUGAUCACCUGAAGGAUCAGGAAGUUGUCAUCGGUGCUCGGGGUGCGGCUAUCAUGAAGCGCUUUGCCCCCAUGUUCCACCUUGCACGCAUUUUUAUGGCGUUAAAUGUGCUGCUACUUGUGGCAGCUUUAUGUUUAAGCCCACCCAAGAUGACGCUCGUCACCGCACUUUUUGCUGUCCCCGCUUUUCUGUGGGCGACGCCACUUGAUCUUGGGCGCAUCAACGUAGUACUGAAGAAAUUCAUACCGGCAAAUUAUGAUCAAGGAGAAGUGGAAUAUGAUUCACCCAAAGCUAACGAACCAUUCAUAAUCAAACGAGUUCCUGGCAUGAAGGCUAUAUUUGAUGGUAUCAUUCGAGGCUGUGGGAUGUUCUUCGUUGUCUACACAGCACUGCAGUUAUCAUGGCAAUCGGCCUAUCAUGCACCUCCAUGGACGAUUAUUGAGACCGUCGUUUGGUCGACGGUCAAUCGCACUUGUCAUUGUAUUAUGACAGACGUGCGUGACUACGACGAGGACAUAAAGACUGGAGUCCCGACCAUACCCGUCCUUCUAGAGUCUCCUCUUAAGACUCGGAUAGUCUUAACUGUCGUUCAAGCAGCCGUCAUGAUGGCCUUCCUCAACAAUCCGUUCAUUGUGGGCAGUUCCGCCUUCGCAAUUGCUCUUGUUUGGAUUCUAGGGUCAGAUUCUCCAAAAGUUUAUUUCCGUUUCAGUCUUCACUCGCAGACCAUAUUCAUUGUUAUAUACGCUGUUAUGUUAGCUUUGCACUUGCUCUAGACCACUAGCUAAUAUUGUACAACUUAGGGUUAAAAGGUUCUUAGAAUAUCACUGGGUAGUAAACACGCGAAAUUCAUUGAUUUGUCUCACAAGGUUUUCCUUUGAGAAUUUCAAUGAACUCCCUACUGAAAUCAAGUGAGAAUGUCCUCGGGGCCUGCCGAUGGUGGCGAUUUAUUUCAGUCUUCGUCC
Messenger RNA from Suillus bovinus, 1278 nucleotides. RefSeq lists its product as uncharacterized. Bases 148 to 1089 code for a protein of 313 amino acids. The record is from RefSeq and is a predicted model, not a curated record. The transcript has 5 exons. NCBI's taxonomy places the organism in Eukaryota, Fungi, Basidiomycota, Agaricomycetes, Boletales, Suillaceae.